This is a messenger RNA of Lachancea thermotolerans CBS 6340, 1755 nucleotides long. Its product is annotated as glycoside hydrolase family 13 protein. Gene Ontology annotation, biological process: oligosaccharide catabolic process. The transcript has a single exon. Lineage: Eukaryota; Fungi; Ascomycota; Saccharomycetes; Saccharomycetales; Saccharomycetaceae. The record is from RefSeq and is a predicted model, not a curated record. Bases 1 to 1755 code for a protein of 584 amino acids. Gene Ontology annotation, molecular function: alpha-amylase activity.
AUGACCAUUUCUGAGCAUCCAGAAACCCUCUCGAAGUGGUGGAAAGAAGCCACCAUCUAUCAAAUUUACCCCGCAAGCUUCAAAGAUAGUAACGAUGAUGGAUGGGGUGACUUGAAAGGGAUUACUUCUAAACUUGAAUAUCUAAAGAAACUGGGAGUUGAUGCUAUCUGGGUUUGUCCAUUCUACGAUUCACCUCAGCAAGAUAUGGGAUAUGACAUAGCGAACUACGAGAAAGUCUGGCCAACUUAUGGUACCAACGAAGAAUGUUUUGAGCUAAUAAAUAAAACACAUGAGUUGGGCAUGAAAUUCAUUACUGAUUUGGUUAUUAACCAUUGCUCUUCCGAUCAUGAAUGGUUUAAGGAAAGCAGGUCCUCAAAGAGCAACCCAAAGCGCGAUUGGUUCUUUUGGAGACCACCCAAAGGCUAUGAAAGUGAUGGUAAACCAAUCCCUCCCAAUAACUGGAAGUCUUUCUUUGGUGGCUCUGCAUGGAGCUUUGACGAACAUACUAAUGAGUUUUACUUACGGUUGUUUGCAUCUCGUCAACCGGACUUGAACUGGGAAAAUGUUGAUUGCAGAAAGGCAAUUUAUGAGAGCGCUGUUGGCUACUGGUUAGAUCAUGGAGUUGAUGGUUUCCGGAUUGAUACCGCUGGUCUAUACUCAAAGCGCCCCAAUCUACCUGACUCGCCAAUUUUUGAUGUUGACUCAGAUCUCCAGCAUGCAAACUGGGGAUCUCACAACGGACCUAGGAUCCACGAAUUCCACCGCGAAUUGCGGAAAUUUAUUGACGAUAGGGUAAAGGAUGGCAGAGAGAUAAUGACUGUUGGUGAAGUAGCUCACGGUAAUGAUAACCCCCUAUACAGCUGUGCCUCUCGGCAAGAAAUGAACGAGGUCUUUAGCUUCCGGCAUGUUGACAUCGGUACCAGCCCAUUUUUCAGAUACAAUACAGUUCCCUUCACUUUAAAAGACUGGAAGCAAGCUAUUGCCGACAACUUUUUAUUUAUCAAUGGAACCGAUGCAUGGGCUACUAUCUACAUCGAGAAUCACGAUCAACCACGGUCUAUCACGAGGUUUGGUGACGAUUCGCCAAAGUACCGUACUUUAUCUGGUAAGCUGCUGGCACUAUUGGAAUGCUCUCUAACUGGAACUUUGUAUGUUUAUCAGGGUCAGGAAAUAGGCCAGGUCAACUUCAAGGACUGGCCCAUCGAGAAAUAUGAGGACGUCGACGUUAGAAACAACUUUGAAAUAGUCAAGAACAAAUAUGGUGAGAAUUCAAAGGAGAUGCGACUAUUUUAUGAGGGAAUCGCUUUAAUGUCUAGAGACCAUUCAAGGACUCCUAUUCCAUGGUCACCAGAGGUUCCAAAUGCUGGAUUUUGUGGAACAGCAGCAAAACCUUGGUUUUCUUUGAAUGAGUCUUAUAAAGAAGGAAUCAAUGUUGCCGAGGAAUUAGAGAAUGCAGAUUCAGUUCUUAACUUUUGGAGAAAGGCUUUGGAAACUAGAAAAAAGCACAAAAAUGUUAUGAUUUACGGAUAUGACUUUGAGUUCAUCGACUUGGAUAGCGAAAAGCUGUUCAGCUUUACGAAGCAGUAUGAAGAUAAGGUCCUGUUUGCGGCAUUCAAUUUCAGUGGGGAACAUGUUGAGUUCAAGCGCCCCGAUAAAAAUGCGUCUCUAUCUCUGAUCCUCGGGAAUUAUAACGAAGCUGAUACUUCUUCAACGAUUUUGAAACCAUGGGAAGGCAGACUCUACUAUGUUAACUAG